AGCAGUUGGAGAGUAGUUAGUCUGUCUUUUAAAAAUCAUACAGAACAUGUCACCUGUUAGGGCAGGGCAGGUAAGCAAAGGAGUAGGCUUUCUCUCUCUUCCACUCUUCAUAUGCCCCUCUCUCUCUCUCUCUCUCUCUACCCUCGGUAACCAGUCUUUGCUCUGUAAAGCAGGAACUUGAUGCUUCCAUCACAAUUUUCUGCAAGUACCCAGUUGAUGAAUUUGGUCUCUCAUUUGUCUAAUUCAAGCAACCGUUUGGUGCUCUCUAGGGUUUCUAUCAAACACCCAAUUUAGGUCCACUGUUAAAUCAAUGCCUCUGCCCCUUCCAGUCUCUGUGGAAUUCAAGUAGAAUUCUGAUGCUUUUAUUGCCCUUUUCGGGUACCCAUCUGAGAACCUUUUAAAGGGUUCUAUCCAACUACCCUUUUUUGGGUUCUUGUGCAGCUGUUGAUUCAUAUCUUCUACUUCCACCUCUGGUAUAUUUCAAUCUCAAGGUUUUCUUUAGAACUAUUCCCAUUUUGAAGCUUGUUCUUAAAAUCAAAAAAUUGGGUGGAGGAUGUGAGAAAGAUUUAAAAUUUAUUCUACCCAUUAAACAAAAGAGUGUGAAAAAGGGAAUCUACUUUCUUUUUGGUUAGUCUGGUGAGCUGUUACUUAGCUAUUGUCAUUUAAUUUUUUCCUUUUUUUUUUUGGUCCACUUUAUGCUCUGAAAGGUUCACACUUUUUCUUGUCUCUCGGAAAUUACUUUUUCCCCAUCAGGGCAGGCUUGAUCCUAGGGUUCUUGGAAAGCAGAUAUGAUAUAACUAGCUGGUGCUGUGUAGAUUUUAUGCCUGGUGCAUUGGAUUUCUUCUUCUUUUUCUAUGUGUAAUAUUGGAUGCUGCAAUUGAGAGGAUUCCUUUUGCUUUAACCCCCUUCUCACUUCUAUAAAGCUGCAAAGGCUAUUUGUUCCUUGUUUAGUGUUGCAAGCUAUAACCCACCUAAUUUUAGUCAAACCCUCUUUUGCCUUUAUAUUUAUAUAGUUCCUUGUGGUUUGGGGGAACUUUUGAAUUGGGGGUUUCUUUUCAAAGGGUUAAGGGCUUCCCCAUAGGAGUUGGAACUUCCUUUGUUUACUUUGAGGAAAUGGGUACUGAGGAAAAUGGCAACAUGGGAUUUCAACAAAGGAAUGGUGAUAGCAUUCUGAAUUGCCCAACUUCUGGGAUGAACACAACAAACCCUUUCUUUGGUUCUGGUUGGGACCCCCUUGUUUCGCUGAGUCAGAGUGAGAAUUUUGGGGGUUCUUUUGGCAACUCAAAUUACUCCCACCUUGUUCAUUACCCAUCUGAUUCUGGUCUAGUUGAGAUGGUACCAAAGCUUCCAUUCUUUGGGGGUGGUGGGAAUUUCUCAGAAAUGGUUGGUUCCUUUGGGUUACCAAAUUAUGCCCCAAAUGAGGAAGAUGGCACUGAGAAGACCUCGACAAAUGGGGGAGACCAGCAAGUUUCAGAAGAGGGUACAAUGGGAAUUUCGCCUUGCGGAAAGAGGAAAAAGAGAGUAUCAGAGUCCAAUUCUCCAUUCAAUCCUAGUAAGAAUACUGAGGGAGAGCAACAAAUGGACAUAUCUGGUGAUAGUUCUCAGGAAGAGAAGAAACAGAAAAGUGAACAUAACCCAAGUGCAAAUUCCCGCGGUAAGCAAACGGGCAAACAAGCGAAAGACAAAUCAGACAGUGGAGAAGCACCUAAAGAGAAUUACAUUCAUGUGAGGGCGAAAAGGGGCCAGGCAACGAAUAGUCACAGCCUCGCGGAAAGGGUGAGAAGAGAGAGGAUUAGUGAGCGAAUGAGAUUGCUUCAAGAACUUGUCCCCGGAUGCAAUAAGAUUACUGGGAAGGCGGUAAUGCUUGAUGAGAUUAUCAAUUAUGUGCAGUCCCUGCAACAGCAGGUUGAGUUUCUGUCGAUGAAACUUGCCACUGUCAAUCCAGAACUAAAUAUUGAUAUAGACAGAAUCCUAUCCAAAGAGAUUCUACAUUCGGGGGCCAGCAAUGCAGCUAUUCCUGGAUUUGGUCCAGGAAUGAGCUCUUCUCACCCUUACCCACCCGGUAUUCCACAGGGAGUCUUGUCAGGUAUACCAAGUACAUCCCCAUAUCACAGCCUGCCUCAGAAUCUGUGGGAACACGAGCUUCAAAGUCUUCUCCAAAUGGGUUACGAUUCUAAUCCUGCUAUUGGCAAUCUUGGACCCAACGGUCGAUCGAAAUUGGAGCUAUAAGGUUUCGGAAGAUGUUAAAUUGUUUCUCCUUCUAUUCUCCUUCUAACAGGCUAUUCAAUUAUCUCUAUGUUGACUGCACAUUGAAUUCAACCGGCGACUAUGGAAACUGGAAAGCAGAAAAAAUUCUUAAAGAGUUGUAUAGGUUAUCAGCUCCUAACUCUUUUGUUUCUUCGAUUUUUAGCAGAAGAAGAUCGUGACCAUGUUAGAUUAAAUAUCAUGUAUAUCCAAAUUUCAGUCCAGAAAACUAUGUGUUUGAUUGGUGAGGAGUAUUGUUUCAUUGGUUUUGUAGAUUAAAUGACUAUGUUUGAAGCUCAGACCUGCCCUCGGCUGAAGUUAAGUUUACAAGGGCAUGAAGUUGAAAUGAAAAAUGCAUGGGUUUGGGAGAUU
Molecule: messenger RNA, 2616 nt
Organism: Rhododendron vialii
Lineage: Eukaryota; Viridiplantae; Streptophyta; Magnoliopsida; Ericales; Ericaceae
Product: transcription factor bHLH74-like
Exons: 8
Coding region: 1114-2229 (371 amino acids)
Biological process (GO): regulation of DNA-templated transcription
Cellular component (GO): nucleus
Molecular function (GO): protein dimerization activity; DNA-binding transcription factor activity
Source: RefSeq, a predicted model, not a curated record